AUGAAGAAACAAGGUGAACGCAAGAAGAAAAACAAACGACAAAGGGUAGAAAAAGAUCAAGACGAUACCAACAGCAAAGGUUCAGAUACCAACGAUGACGACGAUGACAGGGAACAUGAUGCAGAUUUCAUUCCUACAGACGGCGAUGAUGCCGAAGAGCAUGACAGCGACGCAGAACAUGAAGACGAUAGCAAAUCAGGACAGAAGGACAGAAAGAGGAGAAAGACAAGCGGAAAAGAAUUGGCAGCACCAACAGUUGACGAAGAACAGCAAGAAACAAAUGAAGAGAAAUGCCAAAUCAAGGCAGGGGCAGCGCUCAUGUCAAGAAAGCAUGGAAUUUACUUAAAGACCGUCACAAGCAAGAUAUUAGGACGGCAGGAUUUGGCAGCAUAG
Molecule: messenger RNA, 393 nt
Organism: Aegilops tauschii subsp. strangulata
Lineage: Eukaryota; Viridiplantae; Streptophyta; Magnoliopsida; Poales; Poaceae
Source: RefSeq, a predicted model, not a curated record